Rotaria sp. Silwood2 is the source of this 480-nucleotide messenger RNA. The record is from the annotation of a GenBank genome assembly. Lineage: Eukaryota; Metazoa; Rotifera; Eurotatoria; Philodinida; Philodinidae.
AUGCAAGCUUUUGUAAUGCUCUUCUUAGUGGUUGCAACAUUGAUAAGUAACCAUGUCCAUUCAUCACCCACAAUUAAAUUUACUGAUACUGUGGUAUCAAAUCAAAUGGCUAAAACAUUUAGCAAAGCUCUUUUAGUUCAAGAUGAACAAAAACCAUCUAUUCGAGCUGAUUCUCGAAGCUCUUACUAUCCAUAUCCAAAUAAUAACUGGUAUAGUUUUCCUUAUUUAUGGCCUCCUGUCGCUGGUGUUGGUAAUCAACUAACUGGUUUAGGAACGAGUGUAUGUCCAACAAGUUUUUGUCCGACUGGCGCUAGUUGUUCACAAUUAGCUGGUCAAUUGCAAUGUGGAUCUGGGGUAAAUAACUGUAUUGGAAGAGCAAGAUUUCUUUCUUCAUUAGCACGUGUUGUAGUUAAAAAUGAUUCAUGCGAAAGUUCAUCAGAAUCGGUUCCAUCAUGGAGCAGUGGAUUCGGUGGAAUUUGA